Trametes versicolor FP-101664 SS1 is the source of this 3711-nucleotide messenger RNA. RefSeq names its product inositol polyphosphate phosphatase. Gene Ontology annotation, biological process: phosphatidylinositol dephosphorylation. NCBI's taxonomy places the organism in Eukaryota, Fungi, Basidiomycota, Agaricomycetes, Polyporales, Polyporaceae. The record is from RefSeq and is a predicted model, not a curated record. The annotation marks the transcript as partial. The transcript is spliced from 14 exons. Gene Ontology annotation, molecular function: phosphatidylinositol-4,5-bisphosphate 5-phosphatase activity.
CAUGACCGUCGACCCUUCCCGCCCGCUCGUCCAGAUCGCCUCCUAUAACACCAACCUCCAGGCCGAGCGCGGCCUCCCUCAAGACCUUGUCGACUGGCUCGCGCCGACGCUCCAAGUCUCCAGCUUUCUCGCCCGCGAGCGACGCGCGCCCGACAUCGUCGCGGUCGGUUUCCAGGAGCUCCUUCCUCUCCACCUCGGCCUGUCCGGCCUCUCCAAGGCGGCCAUCGAGAACCGGCACGCGCUCAUCCUCUCGCAAAUCGAGACACACGCGCCGAACAAGGAGCGCUACACGCUCAUCGCGAAGGUCGUCAACGUCGGCGUCGCGCUCCUCGUCUACGGCCGCGAUGACGGCGUCGGCCGCCGCGCGUGCGACGUGCAGACGCAGUGGACCGGCUGCGGCCCGCUGUACAUGGGCAACAAGGGCGCGGUCGGCGUGCGCUUCCGCGUGCCAGACGAGGACGGUGGUGUCGGGGAGGUCUACACGUUCGUCUGUGCGCACCUCACCGCGCACGCGCCGAAGCUCGCCCACCGGAUCGCGGACUACAACCACAUCGUCGGCUCGCUGCUCUUCCCGCCCCUCCCCGCGUCCGCCUCGCCCGCGCCGACGACGAUGUUCGCGACCUCGCACCUCUUCUUCUUCGGGGACCUGAACUUUCGGCUGUCCCUUCCCCUGGACCACGCGUUCGCAUCGCGCGCGGAGCUCCCUGCGCUCGUGCACGCGCUCUCGACCGACGACGGCCGCGCGGCGCUGAAGGAGCACGACCAGCUGCUGAUCGAGCGCGACGUGCGCGGCACGGUGUUCCAGGGCUUCCGCGAGGGCGAGUUCUGGCGCUUCAAGUGCAGCUACAAGUACCGCCUUGGCCAGGUGGACGAGUACGACCCGAAGCGUAUGCCGGCGUGGACCGACCGCGUCAUGUACGCGACGCACGCAGACUCGCCCGACGCGCCGCAGGCGUCGAGCAUCACUAACGUCUUGUAUACCGCGAUACCCUCCUAUACCACCUCGGACCACAAACCCAUCGUCACCCUACUCCUCCUACCGCCGCCUACCCGCGGCACCACCGCCGUGCCCGUGCUCCGCCUCCCAACAGGAUACCACCCGACGCCGGACCCGUGGGCGCACGCGAAGCGGUACACUGGCAGGACAUUCGACCGUCUCAUCGGCUACUGCUGGUGGCUGCUCACGAUGCUCGGCGCGGGCUCGGCGCUGAUGGGCCUCGGGAACCUGCUCGUCAGCCUCGGCUUCUGGCGCUGGUGGCGCGCCACGCAGGGCCCGGAGCAGGACCUGCUGCUGCCCUGAGUGUACGUGUAUACCCUAUUGUAACUGAUGUGGUUAGACUUCGUGUAUACGCGACGACUGUAGCGCGUUGUCCAUGUAAAUUAAUAUUGUUGUGACGGACUGGUAUAUUGCAUAUUUAGCUGCUCUAGGCUAUGUAGGUCGAGUGCGGGAGUCGUGUGUUUGGAUACAAGUACAACAGGUAACAGGUUCCGUCUCAGGCCAACCAGUACCAACCCACAAGCCAAGGGUGAGAGCAGGGCGCAAGCGCUUUACGGCUUGACAACCUUCCGCCCGCUUUCCUCGUCGUCGAUAACGAUGAGUGGCUGCGCCUCCCCGACGAGGGUCUCCUCGCGCUCGGGGUGUGCCGCCGCGUACGGCUGAACCUGCUCCUCGACGUCCCCGCCCGCGCCAGGCCCGCCCGCGGGGUCCGGCGGGAGGCGCACGAACGCAAGCAGCACGCACGAGACCGUGACCGCGCCCGCAGCGAGGAAGAUGAUCGCCUUCGGGAACGUCCCGACCGUCUUCGCGUACGUGAUCCCGUACACGAACGGCCCGAAGAUCUGCGCGCUCAGGGCCUGCACGACGCUCAUCGCGCCGAAGAGCUUGCCCGAGUCCCGCCCGCCGCGGCGGUUGUACAGCGUGAGCGCGACGCUCUGCACCGCGGGCCCGAAGCCCAUGCCGAGUGCGCCGAGGCACGACGUCGCGGCGAAGAUCAGGCCGUUGGGUGCGAAGGCCAUGAGCAGGUACGUCAACGCGUCUACCGCAAGCGACGCGCGGGCGAGCACUAGGUCAAACGCGGGCGAGUGGUGUGCGGGAGGGGGCCGUGGCGGAGGAGCGUCGUCGUCUGCCGCGGGUGAACGUGCUUCCCCGCCCUCAAGAGGUUCGGCCGGCUCUGUGGGGAGCUGGAUCGGAGGAGGCGUGGGUUUGGCCAGUUUGAUUAUGAACGGUAAAAUGACUGUUAGAAAGAGAGCCCUGGACACGCCAAUGGUGCUGAACCAGUAGCCAACUUGCUCAGUGUCCCAUUCGAAGAAUGUCUGAAUAUAUUGCAUGAUGUACACGUAUGAACCCAUUAGAGAGACUGUAAACCCAUAAGCAGCGACCAAGAGAGCAAGGCUCCAAUCGCGCCUCUUCCCCUUCGACGGCGUUCCACCCUGGUUCAGCUCGAUUGGUAGGAACAGCAUCAGCGGCGUCAAAAACGCAAACAGCCGCUUGAGCAGCACGAGAGCGCCCCCGUGUGCGUGGGCUGCGCGAUACUGUUCUUCCUCGACCCGCUGCCGGAUGCGCGCAGCCUCCAUGUCGCGCUUGUGCAGCGACUCGGGGAUGACGAACCAGACGAGCAAGGCGUAGACGAGGUGCAGCCCCGCGGCGAUAUAGAACACGGAGAUGAAGCUGCCGGUAAAGCGGAUGACGAGCCCGCCCAGCGUAGGCCCGAUUGCCAUCCCCGUAAAGAGGAGCCCGAGGUAGCGAGAGAAUAUCUUGGAACGGUUAGCGGGAGACGUGCAGUCCGCCAUAUAUGCGUGCACGUUCCCGGAUAUAGACGACAGACCACCUAGAAGACCUUCCAUUAUCGGCCCCACGACCAAAAACGAAUAUCCCCCUGGCAGUUGCUUGUAAAAGUAAUAUACCAUGAUGAUGUUGAAGUCCGUUAGGACAACGCCUACAACGGCGCAACUCAACACGGUGGUGCGGCCGUAUCGGUCGGAAAGCGAGCCCCACCAAGCGGUGGUCAAACAACUCAAGAUUCCCAUCGUAGUAGUCAUGAGUAUGUUCAGCUCGGCGACCGCGGCGGAGACCACAGGGUCCGCAUGGCAUACUCUCUGGCUCGGUUGGUCGAGCGUCAAUGUGCCGUUAUUGUGGCUGAAGAAUGAUAGCACAUCCCGGUCGGGAGUUACGACCGGCUUGUGCACCUCGCACGCGAGGUAAGUGUACAACUCAAUCUUGGCUGCCGCGGUGAUCGUCAUGGCAAUGGCAGAGAACGGCACAUAGGCCAGAAACCACCAGGGCGAGGGCCUCUUCCACCACGGCUGCUUCUUCCUCCACAAGCGAUCGACCUCCUCUUCUCCCGGGUCCUGUCCCUCUCCCUCGCAUGCAGCAUCGGUAGGCUCGUCCUCCUCCGCGAGCGUCUGCUCACUGUCGUGGUGGGGGUGUACAAACUCGUGCAGGAGCUCCGCAGUCUCCUCGCCGACCGGGCCGCCGGGCACCAUGAGAUCGUCGGGCCCCUGAGCGAGCAGGGGAAUGGUGGACGUCGUGGUAUUGCGGGAUCCGCGCGGGCGCGAGCUCGGGCGCGAACGUGAGCGCGAAGAGGCAUCCUGGCGGAGAAGAGACACGCCUCGCGAGGACGGGGGAGACAUGGUGGGAGGUGGGAGGGCCCGCAGCGAGGCGCUUGCUCGACGAGGGCGAGCGGGAGGAGAUGGGGAGACACGAGGGCGAGG